Molecule: messenger RNA, 825 nt
Organism: Nothobranchius furzeri (turquoise killifish)
Lineage: Eukaryota; Metazoa; Chordata; Actinopteri; Cyprinodontiformes; Nothobranchiidae
Gene: fabp3
Product: fatty acid binding protein 3, muscle and heart
Biological process (GO): fatty acid transport
Cellular component (GO): cytosol; nucleus
Molecular function (GO): fatty acid binding
Source: RefSeq, a predicted model, not a curated record
UCUCAGUCUGACGCUCCUCUGCUUUGCUGCAGCACACACCCUCACACACAAGGCUCUUCUCGCCCUCGUUUCUCCCGCCGCUUGCAAACAUGGUCGAUGCUUUCGUGGGCACAUGGAACCUCAAGGAGAGCGAGAAGUUUGAUGACUACAUGAAGGAGCUGGGUGUGGGCUUUGCCACACGUAAGGUGGGCAACUUGACCAAACCCACGACCAUUAUCUCUGUGGACGGGGACACGGUGACAGUGAAGACACAGAGCGCCAUUAAGAACACGGAGCUUUCCUUCAAACUGGGAGAGGAGUUUGAUGAGACCACAGCCGAUGACAGGAAGGUUAAGUCCAUAGUGAAAAUCGAGGAUGGCAAGAUGGUGCACGUGCAGAAGUGGGACGGCAAGGAGACCAGUCUGGUUAGGGAAGUCGAUGGAGACAAGCUCACACUGACGCUUACAAUCGGGGAGGUUGUGUCCAAGCGUCACUAUGAGAAGGCAGUGUAAAAAAACCUCUGACCUGCAUCAGCUGAAGCCCCAAAACUCCUUUAACACAACUCAGACUCAAGGCAAACUCCCCGUCUGGCUGCUGGCUACCUCCAGUGUCGCCCUCUGACUGUACUUUCAGUAUUAUUGUUACUGCUGACCUUGACACCAGGCCUUUUAUCCCAAGAAACACUGAGGAAAUUCCAAUGAUUUGUUGUUGUUUUUGUUUUUUUAAAUAAAAACUCCUGAUCUUUUGGGUGAAAUGUAUUUUGGUUGGUGUCUAACGUGACACUGGGCAGCUUUGGAAAUCAAAACGUUUCUUUGUUGAGAAAUAAAAAUGUUGCCGCUGGCAAAA